UUUUAUACCACUCAGACCUAUGGUUUGGAUGCCAAUUGAUGGUUCCAUCACGUUUCAACAACCAUUCAGAAACUGGAUUGGGGCCAAAUUAAAGUGAAUCUUUUCAAUGAAACUGCUGAAUUGGUUUUUUUUUAGUUGAAUUUGAUUUUGGAUUUUAGGGCUUGAAAUUAAGUUUCAAUCUACUUGGGAGAGGUAGAAUGAAAUUAAUCCGACCUCUCUUUCUCCCAACCCACAUCCUAAUGCAGAGAGCUGCGGGGAAUGUAAGAACAAAAGAGAUGGUGAAGUCUUUGAUCGGUGGUACCCGUCGAUUCUGUAUUUCCUCACUUCUCAAACCAUCCUCUCCAAUUUCUCUUGAUUUCAGGCCUCCAAUGCAAUUGACUUUAAGAAGUUCAUGGUUGGCACUGAGGAAUUUUAGCCAUGGCAGAGUGAAUUUAGUGAUAUCUCCACAGGGAAAGCCGAAAUUUGAGACUCAUGAAAUUGAGCAGCCUAAAAAGGACAAGUGGAUGACAAAGAAGCGGCUGAAGAUGAAAAGGAAAAAAGAAAAGCAAAAGAGAAAGGCUGCCAAUAAAAGAGACCCUAGAAGACUAGGUGUCAAAGGGAAGAAGAAAAAGCAGAGGUUUGCUAAUGCUGAGGAAAGGAUUAAAUACAAGCUGGAAAGGGCCAAAAUUAAGGAAGCCUUGCUAAUUGAAAGACUAAAGCGGUAUGAGGUCAACAAGGUCCAGGGUCCUGUUGUUAAGCCACAUGAGCUGACUGGCGAAGAACGAUUUUACAUGAAGAAAAUGGCCCAGAAAAGGUCGAAUUAUGUACCUAUUGGUAGGAGAGGAGUAUUUGGUGGUGUCAUUCUUAAUAUGCAUUUGCAUUGGAAGAAGCAUGAAACUGUCAAGGUCAUUUGCAAACCUUGCAAACCUGGUCAAGUGCAAGAUUAUGCUAGUGAAAUUGCCAGGCUUAGUGGUGGAAUUCCAAUUCAAAUAAUCGGUGAUGAUACAAUAGUUUUUUAUCGCGGAAUGGAUUAUGUGCAGCCAGAAGUUAUGUCGCCCAUCGAUACAUUGUCCAAGAAGAGGGCAUUAGAAAAAUCCAAGUACGAGCAGUCACUUGAGUCUGUUAGACGGUUUAUUGCUAUUGCCGAGAAGGAGCUUGAAUUAUACUAUAGACAUGUUGCACUUUACGGUGACCCAAAUGACCGGAAUCUGAACUCAAUCUUUGAUAAACCAAGACGAAUAGAAUGGGCAAGGAAGGUUGAGGGAAAAGAAGAUGCGUCUUCAAUAACUGAAGAAUGUUCUCAUGCUCUCUUUCAAACAGAUAUUGAUUCCAUGGAUGAUGAAAUCUUAGAAUCUGAAGAAAUCUCUGAAUUUGAUGACAAGUGCAAGAAUAAUGCUGCAUCUGCAAGUGAAAUAGAUUAUGAGGAUGAUGGAACUCAUACUGGGGAAAUAGAGUCAUGUGACGAAGAAACAGGGCCUACAGGAUAAACUCGACUUCACUGAUGGAUGAGGUAGUGGAGAUCGAGGUAGCAAGUGGAGAAAAACUUGACAUGGAGAAGUUAAAGAGGGGGAGAAUGAGUUGGUGCUGGUAACUUGUAGUAUGCUGCUUAAUUUGGGAUGAGAAAGUUGUUAUGAUGUCAAAACCAAAAAAUUGCUAUAAAAAUCACUAAUGCUACGAGUCUGAAAAUAUUAUUAAGCA
Molecule: messenger RNA, 1677 nt
Organism: Coffea arabica (coffee)
Lineage: Eukaryota; Viridiplantae; Streptophyta; Magnoliopsida; Gentianales; Rubiaceae
Molecular function (GO): RNA binding
Source: RefSeq, a predicted model, not a curated record